Molecule: messenger RNA, 879 nt
Organism: Contarinia nasturtii (swede midge)
Lineage: Eukaryota; Metazoa; Arthropoda; Insecta; Diptera; Cecidomyiidae
Product: galectin-3-like
Exons: 3
Coding region: 79-522 (147 amino acids)
Molecular function (GO): carbohydrate binding; galactoside binding
Source: RefSeq, a predicted model, not a curated record
AUUUACAAUUGUUUGCGGUUUUGUUCCGCUAUUUUUGAAACUAAAUUUUUUCUUUGAAAUAUAUAAAGAACUCAACAAAUGGCUUCACUACAUCUUACCAUCAAUCCAGCUCUUCCAUUAUUGCGUUUGAUUCCAGAGGAUCUUUGUAAUGGAACCACGAUUGAAAUUACUGGUCAAAUGCUUCACAGAGAUAGAUUCUGUGUGGACUUUCGUGAUGGUUCUUUUGUAAACUUUCACUUAAGUGUACGUCCUUGCGACAAUAAAAUCGUACGAAAUCAUAAGAUGGACGGAGAAUGGCAAAAAGAAGAAUGCAAAGGUGGAUGUCCAAUUAAAUAUGGUGCACCGUUUAAAAUAGUUAUAGUGGUUGAAGAGGACAAGUUCAAGGUCAGUCAUUUAGUGAAUAUUUUGUAUGCGCUUAUAUCUAAAAUUGGUGGCGCCACUGGUAUAUUUGAUGGAAAAAGAAGAACAUGUUUGAGUCUCACUCGUUUAUAUGUAAAUUACAUAAACAUUUCCAGGCCAUGAGUUGAUAUAGUAUAAAAACUAUGUUUUCUUUAGAUUUGAAUCUGAUAUGAUUAGGCAAAAAUACAUUUUUGAAGGAAAAAUAUAUUAUCUGCGAGAGGCUAUUAUAAUCUAAAAAAAAAAACUUUUUAAGUUCAUGGGUUAUACUUCAAACAAAUCACACAAUAUUAGGCUUGAAACAGUAGGAAUGAAUAGAACAUUUGCGAUAAUUCAGUAUUAUCUCUAAAAUGAAGUAUCCGGUGAUUAUAUUUUAAUUUCUCUCUGUUUGGACACAAUAAAAUGUAUGCUUGAGAUUUGUUAUUCUUCAGUUUGUCGUUUUGUUCAAAGUUCGAACUAGAGCAUGCGAAGUCUUCAAGUUUA